ACAAGUUGUCUGCUUCUUGUUUUUGUUUUUGUUAUUUUUUUUUGUUUGUUUGUUUUUUUAAACAAAGAGGGUGUAUAUGUAGAAUAUUUGUCUAAAGGGGAAAACCAAGACUCCACCUGCAGCAAAGGAAAUACAGGAACUGCCCCGGGCUUGGACCACCCGCCCAGAGGAGUCAAGGAGAGACUGACAGAAGUGAGAAAGGACCCUCAUCAUAUCCUGCUGUUACCCUGUGCUUCUGUACAUAUGUAUGCUGAGAAAGUAGUGACAGGCAAGAAGAUGGGCAGCAGGGAGAUCUCUCUGACCUGUGUGUUGACCCCCUGCCGGGUGGUCGGGGUCUGCAUAACACUGAUGACCUUGGGAGCCAUUGGAGCAGCCGUCUGGGCCGUAGUUACGUAUUGCACAAUGGAAGAAGACACAGGCCUGUAUGAUGUUCAGGUAAAUUCAGCCGACCAGCGUCUUAGAAUCUUCGACUCCACUCAGAAAAGGUGGCGUCAGGUGUGUUCUUCCUCAGCCAAUGAACUUUUAGCCAGCAUCAGCUGUGAAGAAGUGGGAUUCAUCAGUGUGGUGAAUUAUUCUGUCACAUCAGUGCCAGAGGCAAGUGGUGACGGUGGCGAGUUUUUCUGCGUCAGACAGGAUGAACUCAGUUACGGAAAGAAAAUCAAAGACUCAUUGUUCCCAUGCGACUGUGAGAGCAGGGAAGUUCUCACACUGUUGUGCCAAGACUGCGGCAGGCGUAGUUUUGCAGCAGACCGUAUAGUUGGUGGUGUGGAUGCAAGGCAGGGCAGCUGGCCUUGGCAGGUCAGCUUGCAGUACGAUGGCGUUCAUCAGUGUGGAGGAUCGAUCAUCUCUAACCGCUGGAUUGUUUCCGCUGCUCACUGCUUCCCAGAGCGGUAUCGCUUUGUUAAUCGCUGGCGUGUGCUGCUGGGCUCCAUCUACAAUAAACCCGUCAACGCUAACGUGGCAGAAGUGAAGACCAUCGUUUACCACAGCAGCUACCUGCCCUUCGUAGACGCUAACAUUGAUGACAACAGCAGGGACAUAGCUGUUCUGGCCCUCACCCAGCCUUUGUCUUUCAAUGAAUACAUCCAGCCUAUUUGUCUACCAGCAUAUGGUCAAAGACUGAUUGAUGGACAGAUGGGAACAGUGACAGGUUGGGGAAACGUAGGAUACUAUGGUCAUGCAGCAGAUGUUCUCCAGGAAGCGAACGUCCCGAUCAUCAGUGAUGCUGUCUGUAAUGCUCCAGAUUACUACGACAACCAGAUCACCACCAGUAUGUUCUGUGCUGGCUAUGACAAAGGAGGCACUGAUGCCUGUCAGGGAGACAGCGGUGGUCCUUUUGUGGCAGAGGACUGUCUAUCUAAGACCAGUCGGUAUCGUCUGCUGGGAGUAGUGAGCUGGGGAACCGGCUGCGCACUGGCCAAGAAACCUGGUGUCUAUACCAGAGUGUCUCGAUUUCUGCCCUGGAUAUCGACAGCCAUGAGGAAUUAUCACAAUGCACCAGGUGUUCACAAAUUGGCCCGAACAUGAGAUUCCUGCACCCACAUUUCUACUUUUUUGUAUCCUUGGAUGACAAUAUGGACAGGUCAUGCAAGCGGUACUGUGAUUCUGUAGCGUGCUACCACGAGGGAUAAAAGGCUGUGAUGUACUCUUCAAAUUUCCCUUCUCACUGAAACAUUUCACAGAGGAUUGAUCCACUUCCUGAGCCUUAAACGUUGUCCUGAAUCUUUGCAGUAGCCACAGACAGCAGAGCCCUUUAAGAGAUGUGAAGUUAGCAAACUUGACCAGCUUUAUUCUCAUGAAGUUAUGAAGAAAUAAUGAAGUCAAAAAAGGGAAAUAUUGCAGCCACCAUACUGGAUUUCACCUUUAUAUAUAAUAGGAUUAUUUUUCUUAUCCAUCUUCUUUUUUAGUUUUUAACUGAAUACACUUGCAAUGUCAGCAAAAGUUAAGUUAUAAAUAACCACUGAGCUGAACCACUACACGGCAGUAAACUGCAGUGAAACAUGUAAUGGUCCUUCUAAAGAAAUCCAGCUGUAAUUUAAUUUUUUCUUCCUAUUAUAAGAUACUCCUCACUACGUAGAGGUUUUAUCUAUGCAUUUGCUCCACGAGUCACUUUCCUCUGCAGCCAGUAAGCCACAAUGAGUGCAGAACCACUGAUUUGUCACUUGAAUUAUUUUGGCAGAGGCCGGGGUCACCCAUUUAGACAAUUCAACAUCUGAAGUGUUUGUAAUUUAUGAGUCAUGAAAAUUAAUGUGUGAAAAAAGAAAAUGUUGGAGAUUUGUUUUGUAAAAUUAUAGCAUGUAGUAAGGAUGUCAUUUUACAAUUACAGUGCGAUACAUGCUGUGUCUUUUUUAUGCAGUAGCCUGACAUUUGUUUGAAAAAUAAUUAUUCAUACAAGGUUUAUCUUUAUUAAAGUCCCACAUGAACUGGUGAAGAUGAUACUCUAUCCAAUCAGUGUUUUGUUGUUGUCUUGUAAAUAUUAGUUGGUACCUUGUUUAUCUAGAUGUUUAUUUGAGAAUGUUACUGAUGUCUAAAAGAUCCGAGUGCAAUAACAACUACAAUCAUGUUCUCAUAAAAUACUUACUGUACUUUGCUGAUUUCAAUCCACAGUCAUAAACCAAAGCUUAGGAUUGUUACCGAGUUGUGUGACUUUGAUUGUGGUGGUAUCUGAAUGGAAUGAGGCCGUUGUACUUCUUUAUGUUUUCUUGUAAAAAACAAUAAAUCAAUAAAUUUGCACAGUAAAAGAGAAGAGUUUU
Molecule: messenger RNA, 2753 nt
Organism: Amphiprion ocellaris (clown anemonefish)
Lineage: Eukaryota; Metazoa; Chordata; Actinopteri; Pomacentridae
Gene: hpn
Product: hepsin
Exons: 13
Coding region: 244-1527 (427 amino acids)
Biological process (GO): proteolysis
Cellular component (GO): membrane
Molecular function (GO): serine-type endopeptidase activity; serine-type exopeptidase activity
Source: RefSeq, a predicted model, not a curated record